Nilaparvata lugens (brown planthopper) is the source of this 640-nucleotide messenger RNA. RefSeq lists its product as uncharacterized. The record is from RefSeq and is a predicted model, not a curated record. The coding region runs from base 52 to 627 and encodes 191 amino acids. The transcript is spliced from 4 exons. NCBI's taxonomy places the organism in Eukaryota, Metazoa, Arthropoda, Insecta, Hemiptera, Delphacidae.
UUGCCAAAUUGAUUAAAAUGCUGUCAUUCGGAAAAGAAAAGAAAAUUUGUGAUGCGAAUAAUAUUCAGUGCAUUGGUGUUAAGCGCAUGUCUACAUAGACUGCUCAUAUGUGCGGCUGGCACUACAGAGAGGAAGCUCGAUCGACGCAAGCGCUAUCUGGCGUUCCCCAAAGGAAGCUCUUUGCAGUUAGUGUACUGUUUUCUGGUGGCAGCACUUGGAUCUCAGAACAUUUUCACCGUGGGAAUAACUCUGGGACUGGCUUGGGAAAUUCCGUCCAGAAUUCCCUCCAAAAUUCCCUCCAGUAUUACCUCGCAGCACAUCAUUAGAAAGAGACAAGAUGGAGAUAGUCUCUAUCCGAGACUUGAAGCAUUCCUUGACAAGUUAGGAAUGAACGGCCAAUCCUGUGUUAUGAGAGCCAUAUGUGAAGCCAUGUAUCGCAAGUCUACCACACUGUCUUUCAUCGAAGAAGUGAUACAUUCCGUGUUCACGUAUCCAGAAGUGAACACUGAAGAUCCGGUGCUUGGUCAAGAUAGUCCCUAUGAUUUGCCCAGAUAUAAUGCAACAGCAUGCAUUGAUUACUAUAGGAAGUGUCCCAUCUCACUUCUUGAUCAUAACUUUGUCAGCUAGUUGAUGAAGAAUG